Messenger RNA from Ciona intestinalis (vase tunicate), 1621 nucleotides. It is a transcript of the gene usf, whose product is annotated as transcription factor protein. Gene Ontology annotation, molecular function: DNA-binding transcription factor activity, RNA polymerase II-specific; RNA polymerase II cis-regulatory region sequence-specific DNA binding; protein dimerization activity. Gene Ontology annotation, biological process: regulation of transcription by RNA polymerase II. Lineage: Eukaryota; Metazoa; Chordata; Ascidiacea; Phlebobranchia; Cionidae. The record is from RefSeq and is a predicted model, not a curated record.
AUUUGGGCGGAUGAAUAUAUUAACGCGCAAUGGUUGAGCGAUUGUCCCACAGCGCUUUUGCAUCACAUGAUUUUGUUUGUUCCCGUGACCAAAACUCGUGAUUUCUUGCGUGGAAAUUUAAAUGUCGUAUUGAAACCAGAUGGAUAUUUCUUUAGACCAAGCCCUGGAGCAAAGUGAGAAACAUCAGGACGACCUUGAUGACGAUUCAUCUGAACUCAUGCAAGAUGUGAAUGUUGGAGAAGGACUUGUUACAGAGGAUUCAGAAGUAGGAGAAGUUCAGGGCCAAGAAGGUCUUCAAACUUAUCAGUUUCGAUCUGGUGAUAACGGACAGGUCACAUAUCGAGUAGUUCAAGUUGGAAGUGAGGACAACCAGCAAGCCACACUAAGCAUUGUAACAACUAACGGCAUUCAUAACAUGCUGAACCAAGACGCUGGUGGCUCAGGAAGUCCACAACAGGUUGCAAUUGUUACCAACCCUUUCAACGGAGACGCAGAGGGAGCUGGACAAAGUGGAGAUUCUGACAACUCAUCGGCAAAGUUUGCUUAUUUUUCUUCAGGAAAUCCUGGCAACACUCAGGAAAUUGCAUCUGGAUCAGAAAGCCAGGAUCCGCAGAAUGUUACAGGAGGUCAAUUUUAUGUCAUGAUGUCACCACAAGAUAUGUUACAAUCAAACCAAGUUGGCCGAUCACUUGCGCCAAGGAACCACUUUGUUCAAAAAGUUGAUAAUUCUCGCUCUGGAGGAUUAGUUGUUCGCGAUACAACGAGGAGAGUUCAGCAUAAUGAAGUUGAAAGAAGGAGAAGAGAUAGAAUCAACAACUGGAUCAUGAAGUUAUCAAAACUCGUUCCAGAUUGCCAAGGAGACCACACCAAACAAGGACAGAGCAAAGGAGGAAUCCUGUCCAAAACUUGUGAAUAUAUCCUUGACUUGCAAAGCAGUAAUCAGCGAUUAUCGGACAGAAUGAAAGGUUAUGAACGACUUCAACUUGAUUAUGAAGUCUUACGAGUCCAGAUGGAAGAGAAAAAGCAGGAGAAUAAUAUAUUAAGACAGAUGCUCCAAUCGCACGGAAUAGAAGUUGCCAUCACAAACACUUCGAACAACAAUCAGAACCAGCAGCAAUAAGAAAUUGUUAGACUGAAAGCAGGAACGUAGCUGUACACGCACAGCGCCGGCCAACUGGGCCUUAUCUCUUCCAUAUUUAAAGUCUAAGAAUCACUGAUUUAGAGGAAAAUAGACAUCACUUGUAGUUCUACUUGGACCUGAUUGUGUUUCUACAACCGCCGCAUGGUUAAACAUACUGAUUCGUUACAGUAACUCACCAUUCUUAUUUAAUUUUAUUUUUCCUUUGAUUAAUGGCUGUUCAAUUUAGUUGUAACACUUGUACCAAAGUUUUUAGCCGUUUGUCUGAACUAGGCAAUUGAUGGAAAAUACGUUCAUUUAAACAUGGGAUCUUAAGGUAUAAACUCUCAUGUAAAUCACUGCCUUUGAAUCAUGAGUUUGAAGAGCAACGUUCCUCUGAGGAUAAACCCUCCGUAUAUGUUCUUGUUUUAUGAAUGGAAAUUUGCAAAUUAAGAUUGUUUCGUAGGUUUAUCGUAUUUCCUGUAAUACAUUACAACACAUUAA